Molecule: messenger RNA, 13273 nt
Organism: Poecilia latipinna (sailfin molly)
Lineage: Eukaryota; Metazoa; Chordata; Actinopteri; Cyprinodontiformes; Poeciliidae
Gene: cacna1ab
Product: calcium channel, voltage-dependent, P/Q type, alpha 1A subunit, b
Exons: 50
Coding region: 319-7395 (2358 amino acids)
Biological process (GO): calcium ion import across plasma membrane; chemical synaptic transmission
Cellular component (GO): membrane; voltage-gated calcium channel complex; neuronal cell body
Molecular function (GO): high voltage-gated calcium channel activity; calcium ion binding
Source: RefSeq, a predicted model, not a curated record
AUAUUCCAUGAAUGAGAGUGGGUGGGAGCUCCUGCCAGCCUUCCUGUUGCCUGCUGAAAGUCUUGUUCUCCCACAGCCAGAAUGAACUGCAGAUAUCUCGGUUCUCCCUCUGACUUCAUUAUUAAACAACUCGCUGAUAUUUAAAACAGCUGACUUAGUGGGUUCUUCACUUUGAAACCAUUUCCACGCCAAGGACUGUUUUUUUUUUUUUUUGUUUUUUGCAGUUCUCGGUUAGAUACGGUGUGUUCACAGACAUUAUGAAACUUUUAGAUUUUCUGGGAAUCCCUCCGAUGUCAAAAUGUGUCUAAUGAUGAGAAUAUGUAUGAAAGUGUGUUUCUGCAUGGUGAAAUGACCCUUGACUCCAGCUGUACUCCGUUUGAAUGGAUGAUCCUCACCACUAUCAUAGCAAACUGCAUUGUCCUGGCUCUGGAACAGCACCUUCCUGACGGAGACAAGACGCCUUUGUCCGAAAGACUGGAAGAGACGGAGCCCUACUUCAUAACCAUCUUCUGUUUCGAGUCUGGAAUCAAGAUCCUGGCUUUGGGAUUUGCGUUACAUAAGGGCUCCUAUCUGAGGAACGGCUGGAACGUCAUGGACUUCGUGGUCGUCCUCACCGGAAUUCUGUCGUCUGUGGGGUCUCAGCUUGAUCUGAGGACGCUCCGAGCUGUCAGAGUGCUGCGGCCGCUAAAACUGGUGUCUGGAAUUCCCAGCCUGCAGGUGGUGCUCAAGUCCAUAAUGAAGGCCAUGAUCCCCCUGCUUCAGAUCGGCUUGCUGUUGUUCGUGGCUAUCCUUAUGUUCGCCAUCAUUGGCUUGGAGUUCUACAUGGGGAAAUUCCAUAAAACCUGUAUCGAUCCCGUUACAAGGGAGGAUGUGGAUUCUCGGCCAUGUGGUCUCAAACCACCCUCCAGAUUGUGCCCCAACGACUCAUUGUGUGAAUCCGGCUGGAUCGGACCAAACUACGGCAUCACUCAGUUUGACAACAUCCUGUUCGCUAUUCUGACAGUCUUCCAGUGCAUCACUAUGGAAGGAUGGACAGAGAUGCUCUACUUUAGCAACGAUGUGGAUGGCAGCAUGUGGAACUGGAUGUACUACAUCCCCCUCAUCAUCAUCGGCUCCUUCUUCAUGCUCAACCUGGUGCUGGGUGUACUUUCAGGUGAAUUUGCCAAAGAGAGGGAACGGGUGGAGAACAGGAGCGAGUUCCUCAAGCUGAGGCGGCAGCAGCAGAUCGAGCGAGAGCUCAACGGAUACUUGGAGUGGAUCUGCAAAGCGGAGGAGGUGAUUCUGGCUGAGGAAGACGCCACGGGAAACUUUGAUGGUUCGAGACGAAGGCCGACCAUCAAAACCAGAAAUAAUAAAACAGAGCUGUUGAAUCAAGAGGAAGGAGAGGACAACAUAGGAGAUGCAGUAGGAUUUGCUCGCUCCAGCAUAAAGAGCGGUAAGGACGGGACGAAUUACAGUAAGAAAGAGCGACGGAUGCGGUUCUUCAUCCGGAAGAUGGUGAAGACGCAGGCCUUCUACUGGACCGUCCUCUGCCUGGUGGGCCUCAACACCAUCUGCGUGGCCGUGGUGCAUUACAACCAGCCAGAGUUUCUGUCCGACUUUCUCUUCUAUGCAGAGUUCAUCUUCCUCGGUUUGUUCAUGUUUGAAAUGCUGAUCAAAAUGUACGGCCUGGGCAUCCAGCCCUACUUCCACUCCUCAUUUAACUGCUUCGACUGUGUGGUCAUUGUCGGUAGCAUCUUUGAGGUUGUGUGGGCCACCAUAAAACCAGGCACAUCAUUUGGAAUCAGUGUGUUGCGAGCUCUCAGGCUGCUGCGUAUCUUCAAAGUAACCAAGUACUGGGCGCCGCUGAGGAACCUGGUGGUUUCGCUGUUAAGCUCCAUGAAGUCCAUUGUCAGCUUGCUCUUCCUCCUCUUCCUCUUCAUCGUGGUCUUUGCUUUGCUGGGGAUGCAGCUCUUCGGAGGACAAUUCAACUUUGAAGCAGGAACUCCGCCUACCAAUUUUGACACAUUUGCAGCAGCAAUCAUGACGGUGUUUCAGAUCCUGACAGGAGAGGACUGGAACAUGGUGAUGUAUGACGGCAUUGAGUCGCAGGGUGGAGUAAAGAACAAAGGAAUGGUCUUCUCCAUCUUCUUCAUCGUCCUCACACUCUUCGGCAACUACACGCUGCUGAACGUGUUCUUGGCCAUCGCUGUUGACAAUCUGGCCAACGCCCAGGAACUUACUAAGGACGAAGAAGAGCAGGAGGAGGCAGCCAAUCAAAAGACGGCGCUGCAGAAGGCUAAGGAGGUGGCAGAGGUCAGCCCGCUGUCCGCUGCCAACCUGUCGAUUGCUGCGAAGGAGCAGCAGAAGAACCACACCAAGCCCAAUAAGUCUGUGUGGGAACAGAGAACCAGCGAGAUUCGGCGGCAGAACUUGAUGACGAGUCGCGAGGCUCUCUACAACGAACUGGAACAGGAAGACUGGAAGGUGGGAGAAGGAGACGAGGUGUCGUUCCCACGGAAAGCACGCGGCGAUGUGAAAACGCACCUGGACAGACCGCUGGUGGUAAACCCGCAGGACAAUCGCAACAACAACACCAACAAGACCCCACCCGGCGAGCUGCCGCUGGAUCAGCAGUAUCGGCGUCAGGAUGUCGACCACCGCCGCCGCGCUGCUCACCACUGCCACUACCACCGCCAUCACCACCAGAAAUCCACCAACCCCGACGGCGUGGAUGCAAGCCAGCUGAUGGAAACCAACAUGGGGCACGGUUUCAGCUGCACGUCUCUGGGUAACGUCGAAGGAAACGUGGAGCGCCACGGGGACGAAGAGAAGCACAGCCACCAGAGUCAUCGGGGCCAUCGGCACAGGAACAGAGAGUGCAGGGAGGCUCGCAGCGUCUCUCCCCGUCACGGCGAAGGCGCAGACGGCAACGGUGAGGCGAGGAGAUGCAGGCAGCACCGCAGGGCAGCCAGGGAGGGGGAUGAGGCCAGAAGACAUCAAUGCAAAGCAGCAGAGGGAGACGGAGAGAGAAGUGAGGAAGAGGGUGGACAGAAGACAAGACGACAUCGGCACUGCAACCAGGAACGAUGCCGAGGACAUCGUGUCAGAAAGGAGCAUCACAGCACCUGCCCCAGCCUCUCAACUACUCGGCCCAUACAUCAGUACAACGAGGACCUCGACAACUUCCGCAACAACAGCAAGCUGGCCAGCGCCCAAGAGCACCCUUAUGAUCUCCCACCCGAUCAUCCGGACCACCUCAACAACCUGCUGAACUGCCAUGACGCCGACACCCACACCCUGCUUCACAGCAUGGACAGCCUGAUCUUGACCAGCAUGGCAAAGCCCGAGUACACAGCCAUAGACAUGCCCCCGGUCUACCCCUACCCCUCCACCAACGCAAUCUUACAAGUGAACAAGAACGCCAACACUGACCAGAAGAAGAGCGAGGAGAAGAAGGAGGAGGAGGACGAGGGUGAAGAUGAAGACGGCCCCAAGCGCAUGCCUCCUUAUAGUUCCUGCUUCAUAAUGUCUACCACCAAUCCGUUUCGAAAGUGCUGUCACUACAUCCUGACUCUGAAGUACUUUGAGUUCAGCAUCCUGUCCGUCAUUGCUAUGAGCAGCAUCGCCCUUGCAGCAGAGGACCCUGUCAAGCCCGACUCGCCACGAAACAACGUGCUGCGUUAUUUUGACUACGUUUUCACAGGGGUCUUCACAUUUGAAAUGUUGAUCAAGAUGGUCGUUCUCGGCUUGUUUCUCCACCAAGGGUCUUACUUUCGUGACUUGUGGAACAUACUGGACUUUAUAGUGGUUAGUGGUGCUCUGGUGGCCUUUGCCUUCACGCCGAGCAGCACCCGGGGGAGCAGCAAAGGCAAAGACAUCAGUACAAUCAAAUCUCUGCGUGUGCUGAGGGUGCUGCGUCCCCUGAAGACCAUCAAACGCCUCCCCAAGUUAAAGGCAGUGUUUGACUGCGUGGUGAACUCCCUGAAGAAUGUGUUGAACAUUUUGAUCGUCUACAUGCUCUUCAUGUUCAUCUUCGCCGUUGUGGCUGUGCAGCUGUUCAAGGGUCGCUUCUUCUACUGCACAGACGAAUCCAAGGAGUUUGCACGGGACUGCAGGGGCGAAUAUUUAGUCUAUGAAAAAGACGAGGUGAAAGCCGAGAAGCGGGAAUGGAAGAAGUACGAUUUUCACUACGACAACGUGGCUUGGGCCUUGCUCACCCUCUUCACCGUCUCCACCGGAGAGGGGUGGCCACAAGUGCUAAAGCACUCAGUGGACUCUACUUAUGAGGAUCAGGGCCCAAGCCCGGGAUACAGGAUGGAAACGUCCAUCUUUUACGUGGUGUACUUCGUUGUCUUCCCUUUCUUCUUUGUCAACAUCUUCGUGGCUCUCAUCAUCAUCACCUUCCAGGAGCAAGGGGACAAGAUGAUGGAGGACUACAGCUUAGAAAAGAACGAAAGAGCCUGUAUAGAUUUUGCCAUUAACGCCAAGCCUCUGACUCGCCACAUGCCAAAGAACAAACUGAGCUUCCAGUAUCGCAUGUGGCAUUUCGUAGUGUCGCCUCCCUUCGAGUACAGCAUCAUGGCUCUGAUUGCACUCAACACGAUCGUUCUCAUGAUGAAGUAUCACAGUGAUGAACCAGACAAAGUUCCUGUGGCAUACGAUAAUGCGCUGAAGUACCUGAACAUUGUGUUCACCACCUUCUUCUUCAUGGAAUCUAUCCUGAAAAUCAUUGCUUUUGGUCCCUUGAAUUACUUCAGAGACGCCUGGAACGUGUUUGAUUUUGUCUCAGUCAUUGGGAGCAUUACUGACAUAUUGGUAACAGAGAUUUGGGACAAUGCCAUCAACUUGAGCUUCCUGAGGCUUUUCAGGGCAGCUCGCCUCAUUAAGCUCCUGAGACAGGGGGAAACCAUCCGGAUCUUACUGUGGACGUUUGUCCAGUCCUUCAAGGCUCUGCCGUAUGUGUGUCUGCUCAUAGCCAUGCUCUUCUUCAUCUACGCCAUUAUUGGCAUGCAGUUGUUUGGAAACAUAGCUCUAGAUGAGGACGAAGACAGUGCCAUCGACGAGCAUAACAACUUCAGGACAUUCAUUAUGGCCCUAAUGCUGCUGUUCAGGAGUGCUACGGGUGAGGCGUGGCAUGAAAUCAUGCUGGCAUGCCUGGGAGAGAAGAAAUGCGACCCGGAGUCAGGAAAUACCGGGAAGGAGUGUGGCAGCACCUUCGCCUACACCUACUUUGUCUCCUUUAUUUUCCUCUGCUCCUUCCUGAUGCUGAAUCUCUUCGUGGCCGUCAUCAUGGACAACUUCGAGUACCUCACCAGAGACUCGUCCAUCCUGGGGCCGCACCACUUGGACGAAUACGUAAGGAUAUGGGCCGAGUACGACCCAGCCGCCUGCGGGCGCAUACAUUAUAAGGAUAUGUACAGUUUAUUGCGAGUUAUCUCCCCUCCUCUGGGCCUUGGCAAGAAAUGCCCACAUAGGGUGGCCUGCAAGAGGCUCCUUCGCAUGGAUCUGCCUGUUGCCGAUGACAACACAGUGCAUUUUAACUCCACCCUCAUGGCUCUGAUCAGGACAGCACUGGAUAUAAAGAUUGCCAAGGGCGGUGCAGAUAAGCACCAGAUGGAUGCAGAGCUGAGGAAGGAGAUGAUGGCUAUCUGGCCAAAUUUAUCACAGAAGACUCUGGACCUGCUGGUUACUCCACACAAGGCAGCCACAGACUUGACGGUGGGCAAAAUCUACGCUGCCAUGAUGAUCAUGGAAUACUACAGACAGAGCAAGACCAAAAAGCUGCAAGCCCUGCGAGAGGAACAGUGCUCCUCCCUUCCUAACCGAACGCCAUUAAUGUUUCAGCGCAUGGAGCCACCCUCUGAGGGAGGGGGCCCGGAGGGCCAGGCGGGGUCAGGCCAGAACGGUCUGCCCAGCGUUCAGCCGGACAACAUCAACAGCAUACCCCCUGAAGGUGGUUUGACUGAAAGCCAAUCAUGGAUGACGGCUAAAGCACAGGAAAUGUUCCAAAAGACCGGGAACUGGAGCCCGGACCGGCCCUACCCCGACGACGUCCACGAGAACCGCCACAAUCCCCAGACUGUAGAGAUGAGGGAGAUGGGGCGGGACGGGUACUCCGACACUGAGCCCUGUCACCCAGUGGAUGGGCAUGGGCGGACGCUCUCCAUGCCCCGCCUCUCGGCAGACAACCAACGGAGAAGACACAGGCCCCGUGGAAAUAACCUCAGUACCAUCACCGACAACAGCCCGAUGCGUCGCUCUACCUCCAGUCUGGUCCACGGGCGUUCGGGUCGUGGCGUGAGGCUGGACGACUACUCUCUGGAGAGGGUGGUGUCUGAGGAGGGGAGGCACGGCGGCGGGCGCAGGCACAGGGACCGAAGUCAUCGCACUUCGCAGCGAUCGCUGACCAGAUACACGGACGCCGACACAGGUAUCCUAUCUAUUUCAUGUCUAGGUCUGGGUACAGACCUCAGCACCACCACACAGUCAGGUGACCUGCCUCCCAAGGAGCGUGAGCGGGACCGCGGGCGCACCAAGGACCGGCGUCAUCACCACCAUCAUCACCGCCAUCACAGCUCAAUGGACAAGGAGCGCUUUGAUCGCCACGACUACCCACAUAGACACCCCCAGGACCGCCACUGGUCCCGGUCCCCCAGCGAAGGGCCAGAUGGGAGAGGUCACAGACAGGGCAGUAGUUCGGUAAGCGGCAGCCCGGUCCCCUCCACCUCGGGGACCAGCACUCCACGGAGAGGCCGCCGCCAGCUGCCACAGACUCCUGCCGUCCCGCGCCCGCACGUCACCUACUCCCCCGCCGUCCGAAAGCCCCUCUACGGCCCCCCGGGCCCGGGUCGAUUGCGCUCCCCUUCCCCUCGACACUUCUCUCCGCCGGACCACGACCGGGGCUACCACCACCGGCCCCCGUCACGCCACGCCUCCCCGCACCACGGCGGCUCCUCGUCCAGGCACGGCUCACCACGCUCGCCUCGGCACCAGUCACCUCACUCGCCGCUCCACGGGUCACCUCGGUCUCCGCACCGGAACCGCUGGAGCGGACCCCCGCCGGGGGACAGCCUGGAGGGUGACGGGCCCUUCUACGAGAGGGAUUACGAGUACGAGCGGCAUCAUGAGCCUCCCGCCUACGAGCAGAGCCUCUCCCAUGGCAACCCUCAUCCGCACGGUGGAAACCCUCACCCACACCCACGCUCACCAAGGACUGCUCGUCACGGGCCCCCGCCGCCCCCUCACCCGCAUCCACGUAGGGUUCCUAAUGGCUACCGCUCAUCCUCACCUUCCCCGCAUAGGAGGGGACCACCAGGGGCGCCACACCCUCACCACAGGCCUCCCCAUGCCAGAGGGCCCCGCAAGGGCCUACAUGAACCUUACAGUGAGACGGACGAGGAUGACUGGUGCUAACGACGGCAUGAGAUGCAGACAGCAGAAGAUGAUAAGAACCAUCACCUCCAGUGCUCUGGCACAUAUGUAAACUUUGAACAAUGUGACGGUAAAGUUUCGGAGAGCCCCUCUGCUCCCCCUUUAAACUCUAAAAAAAAAAACGAUGCAAGGGUGGAGGUAGAGGGACAGUGGUGCUGCUCGGAGCCUUUUACACAUUUUGCAGAAAAAUCAAAUCUUUGACAAAGCAGCGCAUGGUUAUGCUAAUCUCGAGAAAGUCCGGAGAACUUAGUAGGCAAGGCCAGGGCACAGGUUGACCUCUGCCUCUCAGAACUAGAGUUCCCACAACCAGCCUUUACCUGCGAGGUCUAGGCUAAAAGGGGAAAGAGAGUCGAGGGAACAGAGGUCCAAGGAUGAGCAUGAGGUUCUAAAACAAUGUGACGGGAUCAUUUCAAGGCCUAACAGGCACUUUGCUCGGACUGGCACCCGACUGCUUAGGUGAGCGCAAGCUCUCACUGGCCGGACUCCUUCAGAAAACAGAAAAUAAGCUGAAGUGAGGAGUACACCCUGCUUAGACUCUGCUCUAAAACAGACACCUUUAGGGAGAAAAAAAUGAUGUAAUAAAAAGCCAGGAUCCCCCCCACUAACCCUUACAUGCCAAGCUAUGCCUCCAGAAAAUGAAACUUGAACAAUGAAGAAGACGGUGAAACUUUACAUGACAGUGACAAUUAAAAAAAACUAAAUAAAUAAAGGGAGUACUUUUACUUUAUCUUUAUGAUCUCUCUGUGUCCAAGGCAACAGAACCUAGGAAGCUCCACCUAUACUGCAAAACCCAGCCAAUCACAGCGCUGGCUGAUGAUAUUCGAUGAGUUUUAUCAUCUCUGUUUACUGUUACGGACUCACUUGAUGGGGGAUGGAACUGCUGUGACUGCAAAGCCCAACGUGGGCUUCACUUCUUGGAAAAGACGCAGCGGGAGGACGGGCCCAGGUUACUGGAGAAGGGGACUGGUCACUCUGUCAAUCCUUUCCCUGACCAACCCAGCAUACAGAGAAACGGGGACCUGACAGGAAAUGACAUCACAGAUAUUGGCGGGUGGUAAGAAGACAGGAAAGGAGGGAUGGGGGGAAAAAAAGAAAAACCAGACUAAUUUCUUCAGUAUUUCUUCUGUCGAUUACUUCUUCUUGUUCUUCUUCGGACAUUCGGAGCUUGGUUCUUCUGUUGCAUUCGCUCAGCCUCCUUUGAUCUUUUUCAGAGUUCAAAAAUCGAUGGAAACCUGCAUGAUUGAUAUAAUCCAUACUAGAAAGGAAAUCUAAGCGGUGCGGGUGGGAGUGGGACCAGGGGGGCUUUAUAGGAAACUUUAACUUUUAGGUUCACAGAAGAAGUUAUCUUCUUUUCAGACUCUCUCUCUCUCACACACUUUUUUUUUUGUCUGACUCAAAAGUCAUUUUUUCAAAGAUUUGUUGUGUUUUUUAACCUGAAGCAGACUUUAACAGAUUGACAGGUUUUUCACUUGUCUCAGUUUUCUGUUGAAAACUCAGCUUCCGCAAAACCUGGCAAAGAGACGAGCAAAAGAAAGUAAAACGUUUACAGGGUCAUGCUGGUGUCCUGUCUUUUGAGAAACACACACUUUUGAGAGGGAGAGAGAGAGAGAGAGAGCAGACAGAAGGAAACUUCUACCACACUUAAGUUGCUAUUGUUGAUAACAGAAAUUAAUAAUGAUUUAAUUUCAUCAAUGUCAAUGCAAAUGAGUGACAAUGAUGAUACUGGUGACAAUUGACUGAAUGUUAGAACCGUUGAUGUAGACUUGCUGUCAUGUUGAUUGGAGUUCAGAUAUGCCGUGUUCAUCUAUUUUUAUUUUUUUUCCAUCCCUUAUGUUGGUAUCCCGUGCUUAGUGAUGUCUACCGGGUUCCCGAUAAUCUUCGUGCAAUAUUUUUAUUUUUGGGAAAUGAUGGUUUUAUGAACAUUCACUCGGCAGAGUUGCGUGUUGUAACACAGCUCUAAGCGAAGAUGCAUUCUCUCUCCAGGAUAGUGGAGGGCGGAGGUCAGGGGAGCCUCAGUACCUGUCCUGCAGCAACCCGUAAGGUCUCAUCAAGCCAACCCAAAGAUCAGUAAUGUUUAGACUGAAGGAGUACAACACAUUGAGAAUGUGAAAGCUGAUUUUACAUGUUUCUUCUUCUUCUAGGGUUGACAUCGUCCGACUUAUUGCCAAAAAAAAAUCUAUGAAUCUCAAAUCCUUUUUUGUUUGUUUGUUUUAGCUCUAUAGUUUAACUGUGGGGUUAGUUGCCAGCACUGAAAGCACAGCAUUGGUGGUACAGGGUUGGCGUCAGUCAGUGUUUGAGACGGUGUUUUGGCCACUAGAGGGCAGUAAUCGGCACCCAUUUUUCCUCUUCUACUGGACGGUGACUUUUUGGCCACAUCCUGAUCUCUCACCGUCCUGCAGUCGACUUUCCACUUUCUAUAAAAGUUGUAAUAAACAUGAAUCCGAUUCUUCGUCAGGAAACACUGAUAUGCCCUGAGAGCUGCCGUAUCUUUUCAUUCGUCAUUCCAUUUUCCCCCCUGCCCUUCCUUCGGCCCUUUCCGUGAAGAUACCCGGCCCAGUUCAGUAACUUUGUAGCACAUCGGAAUCUUUCGCUGCCAAAACAAAAAACAUACAAAAAAAUGCUUUAACAACCAACUUGUUUUUUCUCAUCUAGCUUUUUGUCAAUUCAUUUGCUGUUCUGUUCGUUUAGCUUUUCAAAGACCAACAUUACAGAAGAGAAAUACCUUGGAAUAACAUUUUAACCCCUUAUGUUACGAGGAAUGACAGUUAUUGAAUGAUCAAUAAUUCUAGACUAAAAGAAUAGAGCAUAGAUAGACUUAGUUUAUUACCUGAAGAUGAAUAUAGAUGUAAUGUUCUAGAUGUAGUUAUAGAUAAAACACAAAGUAUAAAUAGAGUUGCAGAUGUUUAUUUAUUUUGCGUACUAAUGCUACUUUUUUCACGCAAAUUGCAGAAAUCAGAGACAAACCGCAGCACAGACACAUUUUGACUCUAUGCAGACCUUAUUUACAUCUCCAGAGGGGAACUUGCAGCCCCCAGCGCUGCAAAAACAAAUCCAUUAAACAGGAAUCGGCACAUAAGAGAUGACAUAAAGACCGACACCACGUUUUCACCUCGUCACACUACAUCGCAUCCACAGUGAGGUUUACUUUUCACGUACAUCUGUUGCUGCUUCUGUUUUUUCCCGUGGCGGAUCCGUUCUCCCUGUUUCUUGAAGUUUGUUGCCUCCGGGACGUGAUUUUUUUUAAGCAUAGCAUGGUGAAUCGGACUGGGGACUGGGCUUAUGUUUUGUCAGUUCAGUGGAAGCAAAGGGGUGCUUACCAUAAAACCUUCUGUCCUCACCAUCCAAGAAGUUACAGCAGGUGAGGAUUGUUCUCCAAAGCCCCCUACAGAGCCACAGUGCCUUCUGUAUCUGAGUCACAUUCAUCACCCCCCAUGAGCCCCGCACCGCCUGCCUCCCCAGUCACAGUUGCUCUCAUCAGUAACCCCUCUCCCCCUCCUAGUGUAGUCGACGUGAUCAACCAUGCUACGCCUUAAGAUCAAAUCUCACCAGCUCCCAUGCUAACAUUUAAAACGGGGAGUGUGACGAUUUUGAGACUGGGCCACGUCAGGAAGCAAGUCAAGAGACUAGGCUAGAUGCACAUUCAGAAUGGGCUGAACUAUUUAAUAUCUCCCAUUCAGGCACUCAGUUUUGUAACAGCUACCAAAAAAAGAAAAGAAAAAUAAAACCCUCACAGCUUCAAUCUGAGCCUUGCGGUUUUUGACUUUUGAAGACUCAACGGCCAUCGUCUCCAGAUCCCGCUAGCUGGCUAGCCCCUUUGGCUUCGGCAUGGCUCCAGUUUAUGUCCAUCCCGCAGUUGUCCUGUGUACAGUUUGCUGAUGAUGUACUUAGAGGUUUACAGAGGUGCGAAGCUGUUUGCUUACUUCUCAGGUCCCUCUAGAGCUAGGUAGCUAGUUAGACCAUGUAGGGAAGAACCCGCUAUAGAUCAGGCAGCUCCCGGUUUGAGUUAUUGUAUGGUUUUUACUUGGCAUGGUAUCUUGUUGUUGAUCUCACCCCGCUCCUUUCACCACAAGUACAUCAUAACACACUUCAAGCUCUUACAUUUCCAUCUAAAGCCUGCAGAAGUGCUGCUGAAACGACACAACUUUUCAUUUUGGCUCCACUUGCUCGUCCGGAAUUGUAACAGCGGAUCCCAAAAGGCAGACACACAACAUUGCCCUUGUGUGAAAGCAUACUGUGUGUAUGAGCUUUUUCCAAAAUACUUAUCCCAUUAGUUUGGAAAAAGGCAAACAUCUAGUAUUUUUUGUCAAUUUUUUUUAGUAUCUAAUUGCUUUAUGAAACAGUUUAGGGGGGAAUGCAAGGUUGUUCUUUUUUCAUCACCUGUCUUUAUGUCUGCUUUCUGUCACUCUUUACUGUUAAUAUCUAAGUAAUCUUUCUUUUUUCAUUUCUUCUUCCCCAUGGGAUGAAGAGAAAAUUAACAAGCGUACCACCCAUCCGCUCAGUCGGCUGUGAAAUUGUGUCAGUGGGUCAUUUGUAAGGUAAUGUGUUGACAAAAACACAAAAAGGGCUCUCUUUUAAAAAAAAUAAUAAUAAUAAAAACUACACAGUGGGGAUUAAUGUACAGUAGUGCUGCCAAAAGUUGUGUUUAUGUAGCUAAAGCCACGCUGAGGUCUCCCCUUUGUACAGCACUAUAUGUGUGUGCAUGCGUGUGUGUGUGUAGGGAGGCGGGACAUUGGAGCGGGGGCCAAAACAGGACAAGUGGCUGAUGUUGUAGGGGGCGGGGGGCGAACUGUUUCGGUUGGAGGGUGGCUGCUUCUGGUGGAAGCAGCAGCAGAACUUUCAGUGAUGUUGAUACACAAUUUCACAAUGGCACCAGACCACUUUUUAAGCUCACGCUCAAGCCGCCAUUUUUCCACCAUCAUCUGAUCCUCAUCUGUUCCUGCUUUGAGAGGGGCAGGGCUACGGCUGUGACAGGGAGACGUUUUACUCUGUGACUGUGUGUGUGCGUGUGUGUGUGUGUGCAUGUGUGUGUGAGUCGACAUGUGUUCGCUAUGGUCACGUUUGCUAAGGCUGAAACUGUUUCAUCAAGUUACAUUCUCUCUUCACACUAACGCAGACAUCGAAAAAACAAAGUAAAAAAAAAUCUGAGAUCCUUUUUGUGAAAAAAAACAAGCUUUAAUAUGGACUAGAUAUAUAGAAUGAUGUAGAAACCCACCUUGCGCUGGUAAUACACCAAUAUUGGAGGAUUUGAUGGGAGUUUUCUCUUUCUUCCCACUGUCACCAUUAAACUUUAAAAUAGAAACUCAAGCCAUUACUGACUGAAAUUAGUCUUUUAAGCCAAUUUUCUUACAUUUUCUUCUAGAAAAAUAAAUCCUAGACUUAGAUGGAAAAAGUGGGUGUGAAACAUCCCUAAAGAAUUAAUGUGUGAUUGGUACAAAAUGUGCAUGACGGGAAAGAGUUGUGUACAAAGCGACCAAAAUCACAGGUUCCGAAACUGCAAGUUGACGAGAUGAACAGCAGUUUCAUUAGCUUAUAGCACUGCUUCUGAAUGAGCCCCAGCUUGAAUGUACUGCACUUGUAUUAGGAUUUUUUAUUUUUAAACUAAAUGCCAAUACAGAAAGGUUUUCGGAAAUAACGAAAAGACUUUAGUUUUGAAUUAAAAAUUCAGAGCAGAUCUCAUCUGAUUCACCAAAGCUAAGCUAACAUUGGUGCUUUAGCUAAAAGGCUAAAGCAGCUUUUCACUGCCUUAGCUAUGCCCAGGGUUGGAUGUACCGUAUUUGUAUUACAUUGUUUCUUUUUUUAUUAUUUUUGAACUAGUUGCCAACUCAAAUUCAAUGCCAAUACACGUUUUUUCAGGAAUAAU